GGGGCGAGCGCGCGCGCCGCUUAACCACGAGUUGAUAGUAAUCAUUUUCUAAUAGUUAUAAAACAAUGAACAUCGAGAUGGGAAGUGCGUCCCAGGAAUGCGGACGAGUAAAGGCUAUUACUUUUUUGGAUUUGGGAUACAAAACCACAAAUGCGCAAGUUUCAGGAUUUCCGCUAUGUUUCAAUCGUAAAUCGAGUACAACAUUAACUAUUAUUAAUGGAGCCUGUGGAGUGAUAAGGCCAGGACGCCUAACCUUCAUUCUUGGACCCUCCGGUGCUGGAAAAACCACUCUUCUCAAAAUAAUAGCCAAACGAAAAAAAUCCGGAGUAACGGGUUCCGUUUUCGGUGCCAACCGUAACGUUGUUUUUGUAGAUCAACACACCACCCUAAUAGAAACACUUACCGCAAGAGAAACUAUAAAGUUCGCCGCGAGCCUAAAACUGGCGAAAAUGAACUACCGAGAACGUAUACAAACGGUGGAAUCAGUAACAAAACAGUUGGGUAUUUACGACAUUCUUAACACAAAGUGCAGUCGUCUUUCGGGUGGAGAAAGGAAAAGACUUACAAUCGCCUGUGAAUUAUUAACAGACCCUCCGAUUAUGCUUCUUGAUGAACCGACGAGCGGCCUUGAUACAGUGUCGUCAUUGUCUGUGGUUCGAGCGCUGCAGACAGUGGCACGCGCUGGUCGAAUCGUGGCCUGCGUGGUACACCAACCUUCCUCACAACUAUACGCAACAGCAGACGAUGUCCUAUUAUUGGCCAACGGAAAAACCCUUUAUGCUGGGCCACUGAGAGAUAUUCCUGGGACACUAUUAAAAGCUGGCUUAUCGUGUCCACAAUAUUAUAACAUGGCUGAUUAUUUAUUAGAGGUCGCAAGUUUAAAUCAUCCAUCCCAUCAAAUUCUUGAAAGUGAAGCACGGAGCUAUGCUAUUGAAUUGAGAAAAAAUAUACAAAUCGACAUUUCAAUAAAAAAUGGAGAAGAAUCUUCACCAGAAUCGGAAGCCUUACUAAUUCCGUAUCCUGUUAAGGAUUCGCAUACAUACACCGCAAAUUCAUUACAACAAUGUAAAGCGCUACUGUGGAGAUGCUUCAUUGGAGCCGUCAGAGACGUACACAUAACUCAGAUUAGAUUGGCCACCCAUCUCGUAGUGGCGCUAUUGUUAGGUGCACUAUACAACAAAGCUGGCCUGGAAGCACACAGAAUUAUAUCUAAUACUGGAUGUUUGUUUUUCUUUCUACUAUUCUUAUUCUUCUCUAAUGCUAUGCCCACUAUUCAUACGUUUCCAUCAGAAUCAACAGUCGUUCUUCAGCAGCAUAUGAACAGAUGGUACUCCUUAGUUCUUUAUUGUGGUUCGAAGAUUAUAGUAGAUCUACCUAUACAACUCCUGUGUUCCACUGUGUUCCUAAUUCCAGCAUGGUACUUAACAUCGCAACCUACAGACCUAUUUAGAGUAGGAAUGGCGUGGACAAUAUGCGUACUCAUGACUAUUCUGGCCCAAACAUUUGGUUUGGUAGUCGGUGCUGCUUAUGGAAUGAAGCUCGGUCUGUUUAUCAUUCCUGCUGCAAACAUUCCAAUGCUGAUGUUCUCAGAGUUUUUCAUUCCGUACAAGGAAAUACCGACGUACCUUCAACCGCUCUGCGUGAUCUCAUACUUUCGUUACGGUUUCAAUGCCUUCCUUAAAAUAGUAUACGGUUAUGGAAGAGAAAAACUACCCUGUCAUGUAGUAUUUUGCAUGUUUAAGAAUCCAGCGAAAUAUCUAGAAUAUUUGGGGGUCUCUGGUAGUGUGACCUAUGAUUUUCUUGCUUUAGUAAUCUGGAUUGUUGUUUUACAGAUUACUUUAGUUUUUGUUCUUAUGUUUAAGGCAUAUAAUGCGUGCAGAUGACAGUCGAAAGUUUGAUUUUAUGAAUAUAAAUGUAUCUAAUAACGUAGGUACCAACUAGGACCUCAUUAAUAAACUGUAAAUUGACUAAGUUAACGGAAUCGAGUUAGUAGUAGCUAGUACUUAAGACCUAUUGAUAUUUAAAUUAGUUUUUAAUGGCUUUGUCUGAUAUGAAAAUUCCUUAACUUAAUCAUUCAAAUAAUGAUUAUCUUUGUAAUACACUGUUUUCUACUUCUAUCGGAUAAUCUGAAACAAUAUACUGCUUGUUAUACGAGCAAGCGCGCACAUUAUAAUAAUAUAGCAUACGGAUACAUUUUGCAUCGCAGUUAUUAAUUUUCGAGUCAAUUCCUGUGUCGCCAACAGCAAGGCGUCGCAUACUCUAAGGUCAUAUGUAUCUUCUGCACGUUACGCAAUGUCGCAAUCUUGCUUCGGUUUACUAAUACCUCCGUGAAAAGUCAACUCAUAUGAUUGAUCAACGAUAAGAUCUAAAAGUCUUGUUUUAUUCAGUACUAGCUGACCCGGCAGACUUCGUAGUGCCCCACUCGAGAAAUAAAAUACCUAAACUUUUGUACAAAAUAACCUUAAAACAAACAAAAG
Molecule: messenger RNA, 2477 nt
Organism: Bombyx mandarina (wild silkworm)
Lineage: Eukaryota; Metazoa; Arthropoda; Insecta; Lepidoptera; Bombycidae
Product: ATP-binding cassette sub-family G member 1
Biological process (GO): transmembrane transport
Cellular component (GO): plasma membrane
Molecular function (GO): ABC-type transporter activity; ATP hydrolysis activity; ATP binding
Source: RefSeq, a predicted model, not a curated record